CUCAGCACUAUCGACCUCAAGCUCAAGACUUGCCUCGACGUCGUUACCGCCGCUGACGACAAGGCCUAGCACCACGUUCUGAAGGUACUGAAAUACUGCUUGGACGUGCUGUUGCCCCACUUCUGACAUUUUCUCUGUUUUUUCCCCCCCGAUCAGCAUGAAGAUCAACAUUGCCAACCCCGCUACUGGGGAACAAAAGACCAUCGACUACGAUGAUGAGAAGAAAUACCGUAUCUUCUACGACAAGAAGAUCGCACAAGAGGUCCCGGCCGACUCUCUUGGUGAUGAGUUCAAGGGCUACAUCUUCCGCAUUACCGGCGGUAACGACAAGCAGGGUUUCCCCAUGAAGCAAGGUGUCCUCGUCCCCCACCGUGUCCGCCUGCUUCUCUCCGACGGCCACUCAUGCUACCGUGCCCGCCGCACUGGUGAGCGCAAGCGCAAGUCCGUUCGUGGUUGCAUCAUCGGCCCCGACAUCGCUGUGCUUUCUGUCGUCAUCAUUAAGCAGGGCGAGAACGAUAUCCCCGGUCUCACCGACACUAUCCUCCCCAAGCGUCUCGGUCCCAAGAGGGCUACCAAGAUCCGCAGGUUCUUCAACUUGUCUAAGGAGGACGAUGUCAGGAAAUACGUCGUUCGUCGGGAGGUGAAGAGCGCUAAGAAGGAGAAUGCUAAGCCUUACACCAAGGCUCCCAAAAUUCAACGCUUGGUCACUCCCGUCCGUUUGCAGCGUCGUCGUCACUUGCGUUCGCUCAAGCGCCGUCGGAUCGAACGCCAGAAGGAGCAGAAGGUGGAGUUCGAGACCCUCCUCCAGAAGCGCGUUGCCGAGAAGAAGGAGAAGGUUGCGGCCAUCAGGGCAUCACACAAGAAGACCGCAUAAAACACCUUUCUGUUGGCUGUACUCGACCCUUAUGUGGCUGCUUUGUAUGGUGGUUCUAUAGUCAUGUCCUUUUACCCUCAUCUACGUUUUCCUUGCAAUGCUAUACAGUGACUAUGCGACUUGGUGCGUCUCAGUUCGUGGUGGGAUGAGGUAUGAGUCUGGGCAUAUAGCAGUGUUCCUUUCUCGUCGUCGCAGUGUACUCGAAUCCAUGUCGUCUGACAACGGGGAUACACUACUUUAGAUAUUAUCAUGUCCUUCUUUC
Molecule: messenger RNA, 1136 nt
Organism: Somion occarium
Lineage: Eukaryota; Fungi; Basidiomycota; Agaricomycetes; Polyporales; Cerrenaceae
Source: the annotation of a GenBank genome assembly